Molecule: messenger RNA, 3934 nt
Organism: Rhineura floridana
Lineage: Eukaryota; Metazoa; Chordata; Lepidosauria; Squamata; Rhineuridae
Product: zinc finger protein 883-like
Exons: 2
Coding region: 425-1438 (337 amino acids)
Biological process (GO): regulation of transcription by RNA polymerase II
Molecular function (GO): RNA polymerase II cis-regulatory region sequence-specific DNA binding; DNA-binding transcription factor activity, RNA polymerase II-specific
Source: RefSeq, a predicted model, not a curated record
AGCCUUCCAGGAUUCAGUUUCCUGGGUCAGAGGUAGCUGCUGCUUGCUAGUGGUGCUGGAAGCGGCCCCCUCCUUCUGCUGCCCCCUCCGCCUCUUCCAUUGUGGACGUGAAGCCCGCGCUCGGCAGCUGCUGCUCUUUGGAUGAAGGGGGGCGGGCGGAGAGAGAGGAUUUCCAUUCAUAAUGCUCCACUAGGAGAUUUAGGUGAAGUGGGGGGAGGCGCGCGGAUGUAGGCAGCGUUUUCCAGACCUAAUUCAGCCAUUGAGCUCCGAGCCAAGGAGGGGAUUGAAUUAGCCGCACAAAAGGCUCGUCCCUUUCUAUCCACCCAUUUCUGGCCGCCACCGGACAGGGCGGUCCCGCCGCCGCGACUGACCCCGCCGCCUGAGCUGUGGCUUCAUUGAUUACAAGGUAAGCAGAAGUGCCAACAUGAGCCACAUGGAGGAGAAUUUUAGCCCUGAGGAGGCUAGAUCACAGCUUGUGACGAAACGUAAACUCCUUAAGAUGCUGAGCUUAAGUCCUGGGCGCAGCCAAGCAUGUGGAACUGAAGUGAGGGAGAAGAAAAUACCUUCAAUGACAUGGCCGGUGAAGCCAGUACAUACCGUCAAGAAGCGCAAAGUCUUUUUGGUACAUCGGGGUACCCAGACAGAAGAGAUCCCUGACAUUUGCAUUGAGUGCGGAAAGGUCUUCAUCCAGAACUCAAGCUUGAUUGACCCAUGGCCAGUCCAGCCUGAUGAUAAACCGCAUAAGUGCUCUGAAUGCGGGAAAAGCUUUGCUGUUCGUUCCAGCCUCAAUAGACACCAGAGAAUCCACACAGGGGAAAAACCUUACAUAUGUCUGGAUUGUGGCAAACGGUUCAAUGAUAAGUCCAACCUUACCCAGCACCAGCGAAUCCACACGGGAGAGAAGCCCUAUGAGUGCAUUGAUUGUGGCAAAAGCUACAGCCGCAGCUCACACAAGAAGAAGCAUCUGAAGGACACGGCUGAAGAGCAGCAGGAGGUUUGCGCCGAGGUGGAUGGAGCUGACAUCAGUGGCGUCGAUGAGAAACCCAAACCAAAACAGAAACCGGAGGUGCUGAAUACCUGUACAGAGUGCCUGCGGAGCUUCAACCACAAUGCUGACCUUAUAAAACACAUGCGCAUCCACACUGGGGAGAAACCAUACAAGUGCAACAUCUGUGAGAAAAGCUUCAAUGUUAGCUCCAACCUUUUUAGACACCAGAGAAUCCACACGGGUGAGAAGCCGUAUGUGUGCUCCGAGUGUGGGAAUUGCUUCACCGACAAAUCGACCCUGGUCCAGCACCACCGGAUCCAUACUGGGGAGAAACCUUAUGCAUGCCGGUUCUGCGGCAAGUGUUUCAGCCACAGCUCCCACCACAAGAGACACGAGAAGAUCCACAACAGAGAAAACCCCUUAUUUGCCUACCCUAUCCCAUUGUUUUAACAAGUUGCUCUCGCAGUGGGAGGGGGAAGAUAGGAAACUGUGUGCCUCGGGAAACCUUUUUUUUUAAGAGUGCAGGAACUGUUUUGAAGGAUUUCACCAGUCUGAUUUCAAACACCAUCAGAAGCAGUGGAGACUGGUGGCUCUGAUGUCAGUGGGGCAGUGAAUUCGCUCCGGGUUUUAGACUGAACUUUCAAGGAGCUGUCCAAGGUGCUGAAAGCUUCACUGGCCUGCAGACAUCAGAGCCACCAGCUUCCACUGAUCAGAAGGUUCAUCUCUGACUGGAACUACUGGAUAUCAAUGUGCAAGUUUAUAGAAUCUUCAGUAAAAUCCACAUGUUAUAUAGGCUACAAUGAAUGCUCAAAAUCUGGGGAAUUCUGGUGUGAAUGUUGAUAAUCCCAGAUAAAUUUUGUGAUUGUCUGAAAAUAGAUAUGCUUCCCUGCUUUUGGGAUAUAAACUGUUGAAAUGCUGACAGAUUUAUGUGGCUUUAAACAUUAACUGCUGUUAUGUUGGAUUGCCAACAUUCAGUAUUAACAAACAGGUUCCAGACAGGAGUUUUGUGAGUAUUUUGGGAAUAUUGUAUAUAACACAAGUACAGCCUUUGCCAGUGUGGUGCCUUCCAGAUGAUUGGACUACAACUCCCAUCAGCCGCAGCCAGCAUGCUGGGGUGGAUGUAAGUUGUAGUCCAUCUGGAAGCCACCAUGUUGCCGAAGGCUGCACUUUGGAUUUAUUAAAGGCACUAUAGAACUAUUUAUUGAUAUCCAGGAAUGGCACUGAACUAUCAGUGAACCUUUGGGGAGUUCCAUUAUUUUGGUUCACUGGGCCUCCCUUUUAGAGUCUGGCUCUUCUAACUACUUACACAAACCAGGCCGCAGGUCCUUUUGAAGAAAAGACUCCCAAUCUCUAUGCAAGGACUCUUGAGUGAUGGAGAAUCUGCCCUUAGGAGAUAGUACUAGUAGUAAAUUAACCUCAGUAGCCUUUUGCUUCAGGACUUCACUUUUUUGGAUGGUAGCUCUCAGCCACUGGAUCACAUUGUAUUAUUGUCUACUAAAUUAGGAGGCCCAACUUGGUAGGAAUCACAUGGAUUUCUGCAGAUGAUCAAUUUUCCAGUUGUCUCUUUGGUAAGCCUAAAUAGGUUUGAGUUCUCUUGAGACCUCGGUAAAAAACUUGGAACUGUGUUUUUCUGCUCUUUGCUGCUCUUUCUCAGUGGUGCAGCUAUGACGAAUGGACAUCCGGUGACAGAAGAGCCGUGUAAUUCUAUCGCAACAGGAAGACAAAUUGUGCUGUGGCACUUUUAAGAGACUGAGUGGUUUAUGGUGUCCUGUUACUAGGCAACAGACUCCCAUCAGAUGAUCCCACGGUGGACUGAAAAGGUGGAGGAGGUGUAUAUACGUGUGUGUGUAUGUAUAUAUUAUACUUAUAGAUAUAUUAUAUAGAUAUACAUCCACACACACACAGGUUGAAAACCAAAUUAAACAAGGUGAGAACUGAAAGUAGCACGGCAUGCCCAGAUUAGUGGACCACUAAACAUAUGAAUGCAAUACCUAGUGAAAGGGCAGAGGGGUUCCCUUUUGAAGUGAGCAAGCCGCCUGUAAUCCUUAUUCAAGCCUGAGAAAUCUUACCAGGUUUGUUGAUGGAUUCCGGUUCCUGUUUGGUUUUUAUGUAUUGCAGCACUAAGGACAGAGAUGGAGGGGUCCAGGGUGGCUGCAAUGUUCACCCAUUGGUUUCUGUAUGUUCCCAUUUGUCAAGUCCGGUUUAUGUCCAGAACGGCGUUCUCACUAGUACUAAUCCAGCUAGUGCUCCCUCCUAGCCAGUUUGGAGAAAAUGUUAUUUGAAUCUCGGCUCAGCCAUGGACCCAGUGGGCAGAGUCACUACCUCUGUGCCUCUGUUCCUCCUCUGUUGUUGUUGUUGUUUUUAAAGACACAAAAAACUGGAGAAUUUAAUGACCCUCCUUAACUGGGUAGUUGCGAUAAUUCAUUAUUGAAAAGCAGGCAAAUGUUGUUGUGAUCCAGCCUGUGCUUUAAAAACAGGGUGGGGGCUGUGAAUCUAGAUCUAACAGAGGUAGGCUGAUAUGAAACUGUAAAAGUAACACAGUGGGGAAAGUUUGGAAUUAGCUGUCCAUAGAAGACUGUUUGCUAUAUCUAAGUAAUUUUUUGUGGUUAGCUUUUAUCCUUUCUGUAGGUGACCCUUAAUUAAAAUGUUUGUUAUUUAAUCGAGUGUCUGAUAGGAAUCCUAACCUUUGACCUAUUGUAGCAGUUGAUUCUACAGGUUAAUUAAACACUUUGUACAAUUGCCUUUAUUUUUUGCCAUCUUGACUGAGAUGAAAAGGGACAGGUCCCUGUGUCCCCUAAUUCUAUAGAUACAGGGGGGGAAAACAAAACACCAUUUCUGGACCAUGCAUAAGUGCUGUAUUCUGUCUGGAUUCAUUUUUUGUUUCUGCUGUAUGCAUUUUUGUAUUCCAGAUGGAAAGUCUUGGUUAAUAUAGAGGCAUUAAGAAUA